Molecule: messenger RNA, 10511 nt
Organism: Lethenteron reissneri (Far Eastern brook lamprey)
Lineage: Eukaryota; Metazoa; Chordata; Hyperoartia; Petromyzontiformes; Petromyzontidae
Biological process (GO): endocytosis
Cellular component (GO): endosome; plasma membrane; clathrin vesicle coat
Molecular function (GO): clathrin binding; phospholipid binding
Source: RefSeq, a predicted model, not a curated record
CAAGGAAGAAGCACCGUCCCUCGCCUAGGUAGGCUUCGUGCUUGUGCAUCGACAGCGGGGCAGGUAGGGCUCGUUUGUCCGUCCGUCAUCGCAUCAGACAAAGCAGAGCCACUUUCACACGGACAACCGCAAUCGUCACCGGAAUUGAGCCAAGAGCCAGAGAAGGGGACAGCUGCAUCAGCAUCAGCGGCAGCAGCGGGAUACAGGAGAGAUGGCCUUCUCUCUGCGGCGUCAGGUGAAGAACAUUGUCAACAACUACUCGGAGGCCGAGAUAAAGGUGCGCGAAGCGACCUCCAAUGACCCCUGGGGCCCGUCCAGCUCCCUGAUGGCAGAGAUCGCCGAGCUGACCUACAACAGCGUCGCUUACGAAGAGGUGAUGACCAUGCUGUGGAAGAGGAUGAGCGAUGGGGGACGAAACUGGCGUCACGUCUACAAGGCGCUGGUGCUGCUCGAAUGCCUCACCCAAAUUGGCAACGAGAAGGUGACCGAGCAGUGCCGCGAGCACCUGUCCGGCCUCAAGAUGCUGCAGGAGUUCCGCUUCGUGGACCGCGACGGCAAGGACUACGGCGUGAACGUGCGCGAGAAGUCCAAGCAGCUGGUGGCUCUGCUGCAGGACGAAGCGCUGCUCCAGUCCAAGCGCGAGCUGGCGCUCAAGACGAAGGAGCGCAUGGCGCAGAGCAAGGCCAAGCCCGGGGGCGCCGCGCAGUUUCUGGGGGGGCUCAGUCGCAGCCCCGGGCCCAGGGAGGCGCUGGGCUCCACAUCGUCCAAUGGAGGAGACGGAGGAGGCUCCGGGGGGUCGCCCGCCGCUCAGCGACCGCCAUCGUCUCCCCAAGUGGCUGCCGGCACAGAGCAUGGAGAACAGCCUCAUCGGGCAGAGGAGAAAACAGCCGAUCCUUCGGUGCCGGCAGAGCAGGAGCCACGUGCGGAGAUCAGAGCCGAGCAGCCCACCGCGACAACCAAGGAAGCCGCGAUGGUCGAGCUGCCGCUGCUCGACAUCGGAGAUUGCUUCAGUUCCCCUUUGACUGUGGGGUCCACAGCUCCACAGCAACAGCAGCAGCAGCAGACUCAGCCCCUGGACGUCUGGGACACGGUCGCCCCCUCGGUCGCUCAGAACGACCCCUGGAGCAUCCCUCCCGCAAGCCCCGCCGCCACCGACUCCAAGUCAUCCGCGAGGCCAUCUGGGGCUGCCUCCCCUGCCCCCGAUCCUUGGGCCUCAUUGCUGGCAGGGCCCCAGCGGUCGACACCGGCGCCAGCGUGUGCGUCAGUCGACCUCUUGGGCGACGACGCACCGACCGCGGCUCCGCCCCGAGCCUUCCCCGCCGCUCCGGUCGCGCAAACCACCGCCGUCGACCUGCUGCAGUGGCCCGACGUCGCUGCCGCCCAGCCCCAGGUGAAAGUCGCGGCACGCGCCCUCGGGGAUUCCCCCCUGUCGCUGCUCGACCUCGACCCCGUCGCGCCAUCGCCUGCAGCGGCCGCGCAGCCCGGCGUCUCCGCCACCCUGCUGCUCUCGUCCGGACAAUCUUUGGCCACAUCUGCAAGCCCAGCUCCCAUCGCACGACCAGCAGCAGCAGCAGCGCCAGGAGCAACACUCUCACCAGCAGCGCACUCUGCCCCGCCUCCCGUGGCUGCACCCCGCUCCCCACGGGUGUCCACAAAGCCUCAGCAGAAGUCCACCCCUGCUGCUGCUGCUCCCUCCGCUGCAGUCACCACCACUACCACCACGAGCCUGGCUCCAGGCCGGAGCCCGCAGCCUCAAGCAGUCAGUCCCGGGUCCGGAAAGCCGCCGGCCCGUCCGCCAUCACCCCGCCUCGGCGGACGGAUUCCUGCUGCACCUACGGAGCAGCAGCAGCAACAACAACGCGAGCAGCAGCAGCAGCAACAGCAGCAGCAACAACAACGGGAGCAGCAGCAGCAGCAGCAGGAGCAGCAACAGCAGCAACAACGGGAGCAGCAGCAGCAGCAACACCAGCAGCAACAGCAGCAACAACGGGAGCAGCAGCAGCAGCAACAGCAACAGCAGCGGGAGCAGCAACAGAAGCAACAACGGGAGCAGCAGGAGCAGCAGCAGCAGCAACAGCAGCGGGAGCAGCAACAGCAGCAACAACGGGAGCAGCAACAGCAGCGGGAGCAGCAACAGAAGCAACAACGGGAGCAGCAACAGCAGCGGGAGCAGCAACAGCAGCAACAACGGGAGCAGCAACAGCAGCAGGAGCAGCAACAGCAGCAACAACGGGAGCAGCAGCAACAGCAGCAAAAACGGGAGCAGCAGGAGCAGCAACAGCAGCAACAGGAGCAGAAAGAUCAGCAGCAGCAGAAAGAUCAGCAGCAGCAGAAAGAUCAGCAGCAGCAACAGCAGUGGGAGCAGCAACAGAAGCAACAGCAAGAGCAGCAACAACGGGAGCAGCAACAACGGGAGAAGCAACAGAAGGAGGAGCAACAGCAGCAACAGGAGCAGGAACAGCAGCAGGAGCAGAAAGAGCAGCAACAUAAAGUAUUUUCCCCUCUUUCACCAGCUCAAGUCUUGAGUGUUGUAGAUGCUGGUCAGAUUAUUCAUGAAGAUUCAAAACCAUUAUCGCAGCAAUCAAUGACCCCUGGGUCAGAUUCUUCAUCUGUUCCGCCCAGUUCAAAUCUCGAUGAUUUGCUGGGCUUUGAAGGACCGGACGUCCUUCUCGCAGCUCCAAUCAGAAUCCCCGACGGCACUCCAUCGCUAAUCCUGCCUGUGGUGCAAACGCCUGCACCGUCCUCGGGUCUCGACGAUUUACUUGGCCUCAGCUCAGAGAUGCUGCAGCCAUCAGAGCCACAGGAGCAGCAGCAUCAGCAGCAGCAGCAUCAGCAGCAGAACGAGCCUGGGGCCGCUUCUGGCUGCGCGGAUCUGCUCAGCUUAACGUCCCCUCGCGAUGACGCCGACACCUCGAGCAACGGAGAGCCGGAGUCGUCAGAAGCGAAGCCAAGCGUCGAUGCCGCUCCUCCUCCUCCACCACCCUGCGACGACCCCCCACCCGCUCGGACCGCCGAGACGGUGGCCUCGACUGCGACCUCCUCGCAGGCCCUCGUGUCGGCCGCAUCCCGAGCCCCCACAGGGGCCCCCACAGGGGUCGCCACAGGGGUCGCCACAGGGGUCGCCACAGGGGUCGCCACAGGGGUCGCCACAGGGGUCGCCACAGGGGUCGCCACAGGGGUCGCCACAGGGGUCGCCGACGACGCUGCCGCUACCGCCGCCACGGCAGUCGCGGAGGGUUCGCCGUCGGAGCAACCGGAGGAGAAUUCCCACGGUGCAGACCCGCAGGUCAAGGAUCUUCAGGAGGCCGACGGUUUAGCGCUGGGGCCAGAAAAAGGACAACAGCACGUCCUGGAAAAGGCCUCGGUGGAAACGGGCGGAGUGGCCGAGUCGGCCGUUAUCGAGGAGGUCGCCCAUCGCCCGACGAGCAACGGCAGCGACUGAGGCCAGCGGGGAGCACGGAGAUGUCCCGAGGUGUCCCGGUGAAAACAAAGGGAAUGUGUGGGCCAUGGCAAACGUGGGAAAGGAGAAAAGCAAAUGAACAUCGAAAAGUUGGGCCAGGUGAGGUGCUGGAAGUAGGGCUGGGGCUGGGGUUAUAGGGAAGGGCUAUUGAGAGGAGCGACUUGGUUCGUUUGAUAUUGGCCUGAGAUAGAGCUGGAGUUAAAGGGUGCAACAGUCAUUCUUGUAACUUUAUUGUAAAUCCCUGCUAAGACUAUUUUUCAACCGAUUACGUAGCCAACCGAUUAUAGCAUGGUUGACGACGCACGGUGCGAAAGAACUUCAACGUACAUAUCCAUGCAAUAGAGUAGCGAACUACCGAAGCGACACAGCCAUGAGAGCUAGGCAAGAAAAGGCACCUGUAAGGCUAAUAAAUGAAAAAGACGAGGCAUUUUAUACGAGGUAGAAAUACAAGUUGAAGAAGAUUAAUCAGGUUUCCCAUAAAACAACCAACCCUUAGCUAUCAUCCACAUUAAAUAAUUAGGAUUUUUGGGCCAGGAUUCUGUGACAACCAAGUAAAUGUUUUCCCACAAAAUCAGAGCAUGGGAUGAGUUUUGGAUUGAAAAUGGUCUGAUUUGAGGUCGUUGGAAUAUUAAGGACAAUUUGGGACUGGAAAAAUUUAGAAUCCUUAACAUUAUGCAAUAAUGUAGCCCUUUGUUAGGGUACCAAGUGACCUCGCCCAAUGUCACCUCAAUUUUGGCGAAAAAAGCGUUGACGUGACAUCGUUGAAGUAGCGUCACUUCCUGUGAUGUCAUAUCUUCGGAUUAUUAUGACAAAAGAAAUAGUUUUUUCGGAUCAUCCAAAAUGUCAUGCCCAGGGCUAAUGUUUGCAUUUUUUCAGAUUAAAAUCCCAAAAUGAGGUACGCAUUCCUGAUCAGAGCUUAUGUUGUGUAUGCAAGAACAACAACAAUAACAGUGUCAAAGCCUUUGGACAAAGUGGCUGUGUAGCAAGUCCUCAAUUUAACGUUAUUUCCCCAACGAUAGGACCCCUCUUAUAUUAACGCAACGCAGACAACAUUCUUGCUGACAACACAAUCUCAAGAUGUUUGCACCAUUUAACUUCGGGUAAAGGCUCGUGUUGUGAUUGGGUAGCGUGCUCCUCCAUGCAAUUGACACUAAAUGGGGCCAUUUAAUAUUCAGUUAUUUUCUCACUUCUGGCGUUUACAUCACCUCACCACUUUCAUUUGGGAGCCUCCUCAACGGAUUUGAGGGUGGGGGACACUUCAGACACGAUUUCAUUUGCUUUUGCUCCUGCAAACGUCGCCGCAGGUGUGCUGCAGCGAAACGUCGGACGCCACGCUGAAUAACAGGUGGUACAACCGGAAAGCGCUACGGAGAGCCGUACAUUUGCUUUGGUUCGAUCGUUGCUGCCGCUGCUGCCGCUGUUGUUUUUGUGAGAUGUGGUGCGCUCAGCAAUUCUGUACGCUCGUGCUGCAGAGCAACAGCAAUUGAUGAUGUGCAUCGUGUGUGUGGGCACGCACGCGCGCGAGUGCAUUGUGGUUUGCACCAAUUUCUAAAAGCAACUCUUGUGGAAGACGAGUGGUGGCGUGGUCUGGGGGCUGUCGGUAAGAGCUUGUAAUCACCGUGUCAAAACUACUGGGCCAGCAUUUGCCACGAUCCAAGGUUCAAAUAAAGGUUGCAGCUACAGUUGGUGGCUAAAACCAGGAGCGAGUUGAUUGCCUCAGCCAGGUCACCAAUGACUGCACAAACAAAUGUAUAUUUUUUUUUAAACCAUUCAGUUGGUUUGUUUGAAAUUAUGGGCAAGUUGUCGCCAGCAUGCAACAAUGUUCUCCCCCCAUCGAUCACGAUAUAAGAAUAGAUAAUUGCCCUCCCAUCGUUGUGCGUUUGGAGUCUAAAGUGGCUGCGGAGCAAUGACAUGCGGUGUAUACCUAUCAGUGUCCCAUGUUUCCGAUCGAUGUCUGAGCGAGGGGUCAUUUUGGCCGACCGGAGACUUCUUCCUCGAGGCGCAUUGCCAAGGCGAGCAGAAACGAACGAACGCUGGCAGGCGCAGUGCAAACGGCGGCAUGGAGAGAGGUGUUUGCCUGGCAUGACGUUGAGAGACCGAAAGAGAAACGCACGCAUCCAUCGGAGAACAUGCGCAAGUCUUUAGCUAAAGCAUAUGGACUGUUACGAAAAUUAAUUGGGCUUGGGCAGGACGCGUCACGGCGGCGAGGAGGGACGUUGGCCGGCGCAACUAACGACGGAGUGGCAGCCAAAGGGGAGGGAAUCAGAAUCUUUAUUUACAGUGGAGGAAUCCGAUGAGCUAUAAAGCUCUUUUUCACAGAUGUCCAAUAGGGGGCAGGUCAGAAACUUGCAACAACAAACAGUACAAAAAUACGAUAGGAGUGCAAAGUAUAGGACCUGUCAGCAAAUCACGAAAUAUAUAUAUAAAUAUAUAUAUAUAAUGCUACCAGGUAAGGCCCACUGCACUGUUAGCUUAUUUUUCAGAAGCGACCUGGCCACAAAUAAUAAUUCAACUAAGUGGUUUAUCACGUGGAAAUUUAUAGUAGCAAAAUAAUCUAAAUCCUCUAGAUUUGAGUGGUGAGAUCAGCUCGUGCGUGGGAGCUCGAUGGAUUUGUAGAUGAAGAAUGUCGACAGCUUUGGGAGGCCUUAAUCCAGUAGUGAAUGGAUAGAUCAUGGCUGCUCAUAUGCAUGAGAAAUAAUCGAUUCUGAAGUGCACAAGUCGAUGCAUGGCUACACGUGUGAGAAUAGAUUUUAUUGUAUAUCCGUUGCAGCGAUAUUCCUGGUACCUAGGCCGUGUGUUCCGCACUGCCCUGUGCGAGACUUAAGCUUUAUUGAUUUAAAAAAUACUUUCAAUUGACUUUCAGGCGCACCUCUGUAAUGAAAUCACCUUAGCUACAUUUUAAAAUAUGUGGCAGUCUGCUGGGAGCCUCAACGGCUCUCAAAUCCAGGUUUCAGCCACCUGUGAUUUAAUUGGGUCCAGUCAAGUGGGUCGAGUUGAUGGUUUCUUCCCAGUCACCAAUGACUGCACACAAAAAAACCCCGCAUCACCUAAAAUGUUCUUCACUUAAUGUCGUUAAUUCGAAGCUCCUUAUGAAGAAAGACUUUGGUGUCACGCAACAAACAUUUCUCUGGCGAGCGAGAAUGUGCCGUCCCCAUCCAUACUGCGCGGAACACAGGUGAUGUUUGAAGGGAUUUCUGAAGUAGUUCUGUGAAGUCUGCUUAUGUGCGCCGUUGCCCAGCAUCGAGGGUUUCACCGCUCUGCAAGCGAUCAGAAUGAAUUCCUCCUUUUAUAAUGACAUCGACAGCACAAUCGGGACAGCACAUAAAUAUAUUUGGAAAUCCGCUACAGUGAUGUCUGCGGAGCGUAUAGCAGCGUCUAAGUCACUUGAAAGCAUUUAAUCUUGAUUUGAAGCUUUCGUAAUUCCAGGAAUCCACUGUUUUUUUCGGUAAAGUCACGGAGGUAGAAUUUUUUUUAUAAAAACAUUUAUUUUUAAUUUAAUUUAAUUUCAUUUUUCUACUGACGUGACUUUACCGAAAGAAUCAAAGAGUUUAAAAGCAUUUCUUUGAAAAUUACGACGCUUCGCAGUUGCGUCAGAGAACCUGCAGCACUGCAGUGGCACAUGUCUCGAAGACUCAAGCAUGUUGGCUUUUGAGCCGUCGCCUUCCUUAACAGUUGUCCUCGGCGUAGAUUUUUAUCGUGUUUCAGUGCUGCGCGCAGCUCACGUACGAUGUUCAAAGCCAUACGAAAAAUCCUGGCAGCUUUCAUUUUAAAACAGCCACCCAGUGAGUGACCUGGUGCUGUCCUGUUGCAAUCCACUGGCGAUUGGCGUUUGAUAUCGAUGGCGUUUGGGAACCUGGGCUCGCGAAAUAACACGCUGCGUUGCGUUUCUGUUUGGGCGUCCCUGCGGUCCAUUCCUGCGGAUGGUUUUGAAUGUGACACAUUUGGGAGGAGGACCAAACAAAGAAAUCGUAACGACAACAAAAACCCUGUAAAGAUGUUGUGUGAAGUUUUCGUGUUUCAACAGUGGUUCUGUUUAUGCAUAGUCAAGCAAGGCCCCUUUCAUACGUGAUGAAUGUGCCAGAAGUGAAUGGAUUAAUGUGGCUUCGUUUCAACCAGGAGGUGUACACAGCUGCAUGAUCUUAAAUGUAAAGCCUCCCGUGUAAUUGUGCAUUCGCACGGAUUUGCCCUGAUUUGUACCGCUGUACAUCGCUGCUGUAUGAUAAUCAAGCCAUAUUACGAAUCCUGACGGUUUCGAUUUAACAGAAGAAUCGGCACGAAGUCCAGGAUUCAUGUUGAAAAUGGAACAAAACUCAAAAGUGUGCAAAAAACCGCGAGUGACAGAUUGAAGAAUGCGUGGAUGAGAGAACGUACGCGAGUUCGAAUCUCUCAGAGUCGUUUGUGAAGCGGAUCUUACAGAACUACUUCUGAGCAGCCUUCAUCAAAUGACCUCUGGUCCACGCGGCGAACGGGUAAGCGCUUUCCCACUUGCUCUGCUUGAGAGAACCGGUCAUCACAAAACGGCCAAACGGAUACAUUUUUGUUUUUACGUAGACCUGAAAAUUAGCCAAAUGAAGUACUAAACCAAACGUGCAGGGCCAGAACAUUCAACGCGAUGGGAUAUUUUCUUUCUCUGCGCAGUUAUUGGUGACCGGGCUGAUAACAUCAUCUGGCCACACUCGAUGACCCAGUGUAGUCCCACGCGGCUUGCCUGGGUUUGAACCCAGGGUCUGAGCGCUGCCAGCUGAGCCCUCUGACAUCCGACCCGCCCGACAUUCCCCGUGUUCUUAUUUCGGCUGCACUUGAGCUGGUGCGUAUCGCUGAGAAACACCGGCAUGAUUGCAAUUGCACCUUAACGUUCUAUGCUUAAAAACAAACGACUCUACAAUUCAGUUUCUGCUCUCAAAUACGCGUUUUAGUAUAACGCAGUUACAUAAUAAAUUUUUUGUUAAAGUUCUUAUAAUGUUAUCAAUAAAUCGCUUCGUAGUAAAGCCAGCAUUCAAUUGCAUUUCAACAAUGUUCUGUAAGAAAACCCAGAUGUUGCUCUUCACUUUUUUGAAUGCUACACUCUGCAGUUUCCGAAUUUGAAAUUUCAACGACAGCAACCCAUUGUUUUUCCCCACCGCCGCAAUCGGCACAAUCGCGUAUUCACGAAACAGAACAACCAUUCUAAAAGAACCGGCACAUUUUUGUUAAAAUCUUCAGUGUCUCUCUGCGAGUUUGGGGGGGGGGGGGGGAGGACGUUGAGCACCUCCUGGGCGUCCGAAGCCAUGUCUAGCGGCGGCACUGCGUCACCCACCCCUCCCCCUCGUGAUUCUGAAAGUAUUUGGAACAAAUCCUGUUACCUUGAAACGACCUCCUCGUGCUCGCCGAAUAUAAGGUUAUAUAGACGUAGCCAUCGUCCCAUGUAGUUGCUAGACGCGUGUGCCGGACCCGUCGUCGAUAUUUCAAUAUAGACAAGAGUACCGCAAGUGUUUGCGUGUGUACGUGUUCGUGCGUUGGUCGUUUAUAGAUCCUCUCAUUCUCAUUGAAAGUUGCUCCCGCUUCGCGCAGUACUCUCUACCCUUUCGAAGGCAGUGUUCGUCGUACCUGCGCGCGUUUACAUAUCGGUGCAGCGCAGCGGCGCGACCUCUCCAAGCCGGACUCUUUUGGGCGGGCAGAGCCUCGUCAGCGAUUGGAACUGUCCAGAGUACCACGACUACGAUGUGCACAUUGAUACUGCACUGGCAGUUCAGUAUCAUCAACACGCAGUGAUAAUACUUGUGGCCUCGCAGAAAGAAACAUAUCUGGGUUCGAUGCCCGACUUGGGUGCCUUGUAUUGUGUGGGGUAUUGUAUGUCCCCCCCCCCCUUGAUCUGCAUGGGUUUCUCCUUUGGGUGCUCCCAUUUCCUCCCAGAUUUAAAUAAGCGUACAACGUAACCGGUAUUGGCCAAACAUCCCAAGAGCUGAAAAAUUGCCAUGCAAGUCGCUCAAUUGGGAUUGCACACAACGACAUCGUCCCCUGCUGAGAAACAGAACCCUCCUGAACAGAGUUGAGACCGAGGCUUUUCCUGGGUGAAUGAGUGGAAUGAUAAGAUGGACAACACUUGGUCCCAUAGAUGACACUUGGCAUUCAUUCAUUAGGUAACAAGUAUUAACUACACACUCACAACCAUAAACUAAAUAUGUACAAUGUACAAACAUUUUUUUUCACACAGCACCACAGUUUAAUCCGAGUCACCACCAUCAUCUAUUAACGUGCGAUAGAUUGACGAGUUUUUUUACCAUCAACAUUUAAUAAAAUGAAUUUGAUUAUUUUCCAUAGAUGUAAAUUAAUGUCCAAUAACAAGAGAGUGCAGGGCCACUCGAGAACGAUGGCGGUCGACUGACAUGGCCAAGGGCACGGGUUCACCGCGUGCGUUAGCCCCACACUAUACCCUUGCAAACAACUCACAUUUUAAGUACUUUAUUGGCGAGGAUUAGCGUACAAAACAAGUAUUGUGAUUGGAUUUUUUUUCUGGGAGCCUUUUCUAGCAUACUCCCAAGUCCAGCUUCACCGAGUCGCGGCUGGAGAGGCGUUUGCUGUGAUAUUGAACGUGCACGCUUUAGCAACCCUUCGAAGGCUUUUGUAUCUGCAUAUCCACAACCCCCGAUCAUCAGCUUUGUUCCCUAGCGUCAUCUACAAACUUGCUCAUCUCGGUACUGAUCAACUUGACACGUACCUAUCUCCUCUGUCUCUCAAUCUGUCACUCUAUUGACACUCCCUUAUAUCCACCUAACUGCAAUCUGCUUAUGUAUUUCGAUUUGUCCAUUGACUCUACAUGCCUGUUUUUCUGUUAGUGUAGAGGAGUAGAGGAGAGUGGUGGCGUCGUGUGCGCUGUCCGGUGAGGUGACAUCACGGGACGUGGGGUCGCGCGCGCCAGGCAGUGCACGUGACGUCCCCCUCCUAGGGUAUUUAAGGGAGACCCCGUGACGUAAGCGGGGUCACUGGAGGAACGGGGAUAGUAGAAGGGGUAAAGAGGGAACCUGGGAUAGUGAUAUGUGUUAAUAAACCCUGGCGGAAGCCCCUAACUCAC